CUCAACAGGAAGGAGCACAGAAGCUCAAACAAUGAAAAGCGCCUACUCUUUAGCUGGACUCCUGCUUCUCAUCAUCAUCCAAAGCAGCUGGCAGGUGCCAGACCAGGACACAGAUCGAAACUCCAUGUUACUUACUGAAAACUCCAUGUUGACCGAACCCAUUGAGCUCCCAUACAUGAAGAGACAUUCAGAGGGAACAUUUUCCAACGACUACAGUAAAUACCUGGAGACAAGAAGAGCUCAAGACUUUGUCCAGUGGCUAAAGAACUCAAAAAGAAACGAGAGUCUAUAUAGACGCCAUGCAGAUGGCACCUACACCAGUGACGUGAGCUCCUACCUGCAGGACCAGGCAGCCAAGGAGUUUGUGUCCUGGCUGAAGACUGGCCGAGGCAGGAGAGAGUAGACUCGACCACAGAGCCCCACCAGCUCCCUGAAUAAUGCAACAGUUCCCACCGACUCUGUGCCAUUAUAUGUGUCACAAUCUGUACUUGCCUUUUCCUUGGUCAUGCUAUUAAAUUCAAUAAGGAGCUCAGUCGGCCUUCAGUGGU
Messenger RNA from Seriola dumerili (greater amberjack), 548 nucleotides. It is a transcript of the gene gcgb, whose product is annotated as glucagon. Lineage: Eukaryota; Metazoa; Chordata; Actinopteri; Carangiformes; Carangidae. Gene Ontology annotation, molecular function: hormone activity; glucagon receptor binding. The record is from RefSeq and is a predicted model, not a curated record. The transcript is spliced from 4 exons. Bases 32 to 403 code for a protein of 123 amino acids. Gene Ontology annotation, cellular component: extracellular region. Gene Ontology annotation, biological process: response to starvation.